Echinops telfairi (small Madagascar hedgehog) is the source of this 2878-nucleotide messenger RNA. RefSeq names its product leucine rich repeat LGI family member 3 (gene LGI3). Gene Ontology annotation, molecular function: protein binding. The record is from RefSeq and is a predicted model, not a curated record. NCBI's taxonomy places the organism in Eukaryota, Metazoa, Chordata, Mammalia, Afrosoricida, Tenrecidae. The coding region runs from base 1 to 1602 and encodes 533 amino acids. Gene Ontology annotation, cellular component: synaptic vesicle. Gene Ontology annotation, biological process: regulation of exocytosis. The transcript has 9 exons.
AUGGCGUCCACGCUGGGAUUGUGCCUAAUACUGCAAGUCAGCGCCAAGAGGCCCCCCAAGACACCACCCUGCCCGCCCAGCUGCUCCUGCACCAGGGACACCGCCUUCUGCGUGGACUCGAAGGCAGUGCCCAGAAACCUGCCCUCAGAGGUCAUCUCCCUGACGCUGGUGAACGCUGCCUUCUCGGAGAUCCAGGAGGGAGCAUUCGCCCACGUGCCGCUGCUGCAGUUCCUGUUACUCAACUCCAACAAGUUCACGCUGAUCGGGGACAAUGCCUUCACUGGGCUGUCGCACCUGCAGUACCUCUUCAUUGAGAACAAUGACAUCUGGGCACUCUCCAAGUUUACCUUCAGGGGGCUCAAGUCCUUGACACACCUCUCGCUGGCCAACAAUAACUUGCAGACACUGCCUCGAGACAUCUUUCGGCCCCUGGACAUCCUGAGUGACUUAGACCUCCGGGGCAACGCAUUCAGCUGUGACUGCAAGGUGAAGUGGCUGGUGGAGUGGCUGGCACACACCAACACCACCGUGGCUCCCAUCUACUGCACCAGCCCUCCCCGGUUCCAGGAACACAAGGUGCAAGACCUGCCCCUGCGAGAGUUUGACUGCAUUACCACUGACUUCGUACUGUACCAGACCCUGUCCUUCCCAGCGGUGUCAGCUGAGCCCUUCCUUUACUCCAGCGACCUCUACCUGGCACUGGCCCAGCCCAGUGCCAGUGCCUGCACCAUCCUCAAGUGGGACUAUGUGGAGCGACAGCUGCGAGACUAUGAUAGAAUCCCAGCCCCCUCGGCGGUGCACUGUAAACCCAUGGUGGUGGACAGCCAGCUAUAUGUGGUCGUGGCACAGCUAUUUGGUGGCUCUUACAUUUACCACUGGGACCCCAAUACCACGCGCUUUACCAAGCUACAAGACAUCGACCCCCAGCGUGUUCGCAAGCCCAACGAUUUGGAAGCCUUCCGCAUCGAUGGGGACUGGUACUUUGCUGUGGCUGACAGCUCCAAGGCUGGUGCCACCAGUCUCUACCGCUGGCACCAGAAUGGCUUCUACUCCCACCAGGCCCUACACACCUGGCACCGCGACACCGACCUGGAAUUUGUGGAUGGCGAGGGCAAACCUCGGCUGAUUGUGUCUAGCAGUUCCCAGGCACCGGUCAUCUACCAGUGGAGUCGAACACAGAAGCAGUUUGUGGCCCAGAGUGAGGUGACCCAGGUGCCUGAUGCCCAGGCGGUGAAACACUUCCGCGCCGGCCGAGACAGCUACCUGUGCCUCAGCCGCUACAUCGGGGACUCCAAGAUCCUGCGCUGGGAGGGUACCCGCUUCUCCGAGGUGCAGGCCCUGCCCUCCAGGGGCUCGCUGGCCCUGCAGCCCUUCCUGGUGGGAGGCCGCCGCUACCUGGCGCUGGGCAGCGACUUCUCCUUCACCCAGAUCUACCAGUGGGAUGAGGGGCGGCAGAAGUUUGUGCGCUUCCAGGAGCUGGCUGUGCAGGCCCCGAGGGCCUUCUGCUACAUGCCGGCUGGCGACGCCCAGCUGCUCCUGGCCCCCAGCUUCAAGGGACAAACCCUUGUGUACCGACACGUCGUGGUGGAUCUCAGUGCCUAGAGGGUGCCCAGUCCCUCCGGGUUCCUCAGGGCAGCCGCUAGGGGCUGGUGUGGGAGCAGUGUGUGUGCCCGUGUGGAAGGUACAUGUAGCCAACUUGCACAUACAUGCACACACCAUGGGCAAGUCCAGGGGGCCCAGCAUCCCAGAUGUAAUCCGCAUGAACAAUUUGUAUAUAUCCCAGGUACACCCGGGCAGCCCAGCCCACCACCGUGCCCCCUCGACAUGGCCCACCCUGCAGCCCCAUCAUCCUGCUGCCUCCGUGACUCGUGCACAUACUCAUGGCUGGGAGAGGGGUGCUGGGAGGGAGGACUCUCACCCUCGCUGGUCUUUCCCCGUUGGUGCUCCAGGUGUUGGUUGACCUACUCACCUCUCCAUCGCAGCCAACAGCCAUAUCUACCAGUGUUCUUCUUCAGCCAUGCUGGCCCCACCCAGUGACACACGCACACGUCCCUGUCAGUACCCCUGUUUCCAUAUACACGGAUCCAGGAGUGUGUGUGCGUGCGUGCGUGCGUGCGUGCGUGCCUACAGAGUCAGCUCUGCCCCCAAGGGCCCCUUUGCUGUUCUUGGGCUCUGCACGGUACCUGUUCUUGCUCUGCUCACACUUCCCCACUCCCACCCAGCUCCCUGCUGCUGACAAGCUGGGGAAUGGUGGUCCCAGCCUCUGUGCUCCAGCUUGACCAGCUUCUGGGGGCCAAUCCCCCACUGCCCCAAAGCAAUAAUAAUAAUAAUAAUAAUGACACCAACAGCAGACCUGGGGUUCUCUCUGUGCUGCCUCUGAUCUCACUGGAGGGGCCUGACUCCCCACUCACCUGUGACCAGGAGGCCACCCAGGUGAAAGCCUUCUUGCUUCUCUUCUCUGUAACUGCUGCUGUGGAGACCUUGGGCCAGCCACAUCCUGGGCCUGUGGCCUCGAGGCCACACCCAGGAACCUGCAGACACACUACCUAUGCAGGUGCCAGGAUCAGAGCUCCCUUGCGCACAAUUGGAGGGUUCUCUUAAAUCACGGGGUACCCACCCCCACCCCCAAGCUUCUCUGCCUUUCCGAGGGGGUGAGGGGCCUGCAGGAGGGGCGGCACCUGGAGCCAGGCUUCUGCUGCCCUCUGCUGUCAGCUGGGAACAUAGACCUCUGAGCUGGAAGGCCUAAGGAAGGGGGAUGGAAGGGGGUGUCUUCCCUGUGUCCAAGGUUUUGUGAGGGUUUCCUGGGGCAGGAUGCCCAGGGGCACUUAGGGGCAAUGCUAUGAUUCACUUGCUUCAAAUAAAAAGUUUGAACCCCCUU